CACAACGCUGCUACCAUACGUCGACAGGGGUCGUAUCUUUGUGCAUGAGUGUAAUGGCAAGUACAUCGGCAUGACUAGCAUGGUGCUUUACGAUGACUCUGAGGUGGCGCCAUGUCAUCAGUGCGGUGCUGAUGCCUGUGUGUACAAUGGGUGCAGUAAUUGCAGGUUGUACACAUGUGAUGACUGCAAGAGCUCAAGAUGUACUAAAUGUGACCCCGACAGCCAUGGGAGAUAUUGCAGUGGGUGUAUGGGCACAUAUGAAUGCUCCAUGUGCGGUACGUAUUACUGCUUGUGGGACAACACGCAGACCAGCACUGUGUCCACGUGUGUCAUUUGCGGUGUAAGGGCUUGCUUAGUAUGCGUACCGAGUAUGCAAAAGUACAGAAAAUGCCGGAACUCGUAUUGUGGCCAGUGCAUUACCAUGGAUAGUAGCCAGCCAUGCUUGUGGAAGUGCAGCAGUAAUGGCCGAUAGUGAUCAACCAGUUGUCAUUGUGAGUGCGCAUUGUGGUUAGAUACCGCUCGUGCUGCACCCUUUCAGAGCGUCUGUGAGGCUACACAGACUUCCCGCAG
Gamsiella multidivaricata is the source of this 570-nucleotide messenger RNA. RefSeq lists its product as uncharacterized. The transcript has a single exon. The coding region runs from base 71 to 472 and encodes 133 amino acids. The record is from RefSeq and is a predicted model, not a curated record. NCBI's taxonomy places the organism in Eukaryota, Fungi, Mortierellomycota, Mortierellomycetes, Mortierellales, Mortierellaceae.